UACAAAUACUCUGAUUAUAUUAUUAACUUCCUUCGUAAUAUUAGUCACGUUUAUUACCAAUUACCCUUACUUUCCUACAACCUCAAUAUUAUUAUCCUUCGCCCUCGCAAAGCUAAAGAUGAACCCUGUAUUACUAGGAACAUUAAAUAA
Molecule: messenger RNA, 150 nt
Organism: Neurospora hispaniola
Lineage: Eukaryota; Fungi; Ascomycota; Sordariomycetes; Sordariales; Sordariaceae
Exons: 1
Source: RefSeq, a predicted model, not a curated record